Rhodamnia argentea is the source of this 913-nucleotide messenger RNA. Its product is annotated as RING-H2 finger protein ATL70-like. The record is from RefSeq and is a predicted model, not a curated record. The coding region runs from base 153 to 680 and encodes 175 amino acids. The transcript has a single exon. NCBI's taxonomy places the organism in Eukaryota, Viridiplantae, Streptophyta, Magnoliopsida, Myrtales, Myrtaceae.
AACCCCCCCUCAAAAAUCAAAUGACAGCUUCAACAGUCGAUCUGAUCGGGCUUCCUCCUCCUCGUCACCACCGCCAUGGCUGAACCGAGCCCUCUCGAUCUCCUCCUCCUCCUCCUCCCUUCACCUUCUUAGCGCCCGAAAGAGAGGCGCGGAUGGACAACUCCACCACCUCGCCGGGCGGCUUCCUCGCGGCUGACAACCUCGGCGGUUUUGGCUACGGCGUGGGCAUUUCCGUCGGCAUCCUCCUCCUCAUCACCACCAUCACCCUGGCCUCCUAUUACUGCACCCGGACUGCCGACCCGGCGCCCCAGCAGCGCAACAUAGUGAAUGUCCGCCGCCUGAGGACGCGCCCCGAUGGGGCGGCGGAGGGGGACGCGGUGGCCGUCGACGUGGGCCUCGACGAGGCCACCAUCAAGAGCUACCCGAGGCUUCUCUACUCGGAGGUGAAGCUGAGGAGCCCGGCCUCGACGGCUUCUUGCUGCUCCAUAUGUUUGGCGGACUACAAGGGCCACCACGAGCUGAGGAUGAUACCGGACUGCGGCCAUCUGUUCCACCACGCGUGCAUCGACCCGUGGCUGAGGAUGCACCCGACUUGCCCCGUGUGCCGGACUUCUCCGAUGCCUACCCCGAUGUCGACGCCGCUCGCGGAGGUGGUGCCGCUGGCCAGUAGGAGGGAUUGAUCACGAUUGAAGGACGAUUCUGGGAUGAAUACGUAGGCAGGUCUUGGAUUUUUCCCUUUGUUCUUUUUCUGUUUUCGUGUAGGUAUAGUUUGCAGGAUGCGUAUUCAUUGUUUUAUCAUUUUUUUUUACUGGAUCUAGAUCUUAGUUCUCUCAAUUCUUUGUAUAAUAAUGUCAUUCUUCUUCACAUAGGAACCCAUUCCCAGGAAUUUUAACAUGGCCUGACCGGUAAUCCU